AUGGCUCCAAAAAAAUCUGUUACUGAAACAAAAGUAAAUGCUAAAAAACCAGUAGGCACUGGCUCUAAAAACUACAGAGAUUUGAUUAAAGAAGGUUUGGUCUCUUUGAAUGAUAAAAAGGGCUCUUCGAGAUUGGCUUUGAAAAAUUUUAUUAAAAAAAAUUAUCCUGUUGUUUAUAGCGCUCCUACUUUCACUUAUCAUUUUAAUUCCGCAAUUAACAAAGGUGUAGAGGCAAAAUUGUUUAAUUUGCCAAAAGGUCCAGCUGGUACUGUGAAGUUAACUAAAAUUGAAAAACCUGUAAAAAAACAAAUCAAGAAAAAGGAAUCUACUGCCACAACAACAACAUCGGAUAAGAAAAAGAUAAUAAAACCAAAAUCAAAAUCAACACCAUCUACUAGUACUACUACUACUACUACUACUGCUGCUGCUGCUGCUUCAAGUAAAAAAACAUCUACCGUUUCAAAACCAAAAUCAAAAGCUGUUGUGAAAAAAGAUAAGAAAAAAGAUGUAUCAAAAUCAUCUAAUGGCCCAUUAUCUUACAAACAAAUGAUUACAAUUGCUAUCACUUCUUUAAAUAACGGUAAAGGUUCUUCUCGUACAGCUUUGAAAAGUUAUAUCCAAGAAAAUUAUUUCAAAGAAAAACAAGUACCAAACAAUUUCAACAGUUUGUUCAACACAACUAUUAGAAAAGGUUUGGAAUCAAACGAUUUCUCACAACCAAAAGGUCCUUCUGGGAUUGUUAAAAUUAAUAAACAAAAGAAGAAGGUCAAUUAA
Molecule: messenger RNA, 774 nt
Organism: Vanderwaltozyma polyspora DSM 70294
Lineage: Eukaryota; Fungi; Ascomycota; Saccharomycetes; Saccharomycetales; Saccharomycetaceae
Gene: HHO1
Product: histone H1
Exons: 1
Coding region: 1-774 (257 amino acids)
Biological process (GO): negative regulation of DNA recombination; nucleosome assembly; chromosome condensation
Cellular component (GO): nucleosome; nucleus
Molecular function (GO): double-stranded DNA binding; nucleosomal DNA binding
Source: RefSeq, a predicted model, not a curated record